CGCCGCGCACGCCAUGGGAACCGUGACUGACGAUGAAGUCAUACGGAAGCGUCUCCUAAUUGAUGGAGAUGGCGCUGGAGAUGAUCGGAGAAUUAAUCUACUAGUGAAAAGUUUCAUUAAAUGGUGCAACUCUGGAUCCCAGGAAGAGGGAUACAGCCAGUACCAACAUAUGCUGAGCACACUGUCCCAAUGUGAAUUUUCAAUGGGCAAAACUUUGCUGGUGUAUGAUAUGAAUCUCAGAGAAAUGGAAAAUUAUGAAAAAAAAUACAAAGAAAUAGAAUGUAGCAUUGCUGGAGCACAUGAAAAAAUUGCUGAGUGCAAAAAGCAAAUUCUUCAAGCAAAACGAAUACGAAAAAAUCGCCAAGAAUAUGAUGCAUUGGCAAAAGUGAUCCAGUGUCAUCCAGACAGGCAUGAGACGUUAAAGGAACUAGAGGCUCUGGGAAAAGAACUAGAGCAUCUUUCACAUAUUAAAGAAAGUGUUGAAGAUAAGCUAGAAUUGAGAAGGAAACAGUUUCAUGUUCUUCUUAGUACCAUCCAUGAACUUCAGCAAACACUGGAAAAUGAUGAAAAGCUCUCAGAGGUAGAAGAAGCUCAAGAAACAAGCAUGGAAACUGAUCCUAAACCAUAGACCAACUAAUCACUCACCAUUCCCAAGAAUAUUGAAGUAGCAACAUGAUCUUAGUGUGUUCAGAAUUUGUUGUGCUCUUGAGACAUUUAAAGUUUUGGCAGUGAACUACGUUGCUUUUAAAUUUUAAUGCACAGUUCAUUCAUAUUUCUUCACACAAAGGGAGAUGACUUCAUUAUAUAUUUGUUUUUAUUGAAAUGCGUUUUUUAUACUUAAAAGAUAGGAAGCAACAUCCAAAAAUGUUUAAUGAAAUAUUUUCAAGCCAGAUAUGUUAGUGCUCAUUGGUAUUCUAGGUAGGUUUUAACUGGUAACAUUGAUUUGCUCACAAAAUAAGUGGAAGAUAGUGAGAAGGUGGCAUUUCUAGGAUGUACCUGAGAAAAUUAGUCAAUUUCUGGAAAUCGUUACCACUUUUGAAA
Molecule: messenger RNA, 1041 nt
Organism: Balaenoptera acutorostrata (minke whale)
Lineage: Eukaryota; Metazoa; Chordata; Mammalia; Artiodactyla; Balaenopteridae
Product: THO complex subunit 7 homolog
Exons: 1
Coding region: 14-628 (204 amino acids)
Biological process (GO): mRNA processing; mRNA export from nucleus
Cellular component (GO): THO complex part of transcription export complex
Source: RefSeq, a predicted model, not a curated record